Molecule: messenger RNA, 771 nt
Organism: Phaeodactylum tricornutum CCAP 1055/1
Lineage: Eukaryota; Bacillariophyta; Bacillariophyceae; Surirellales; Neidiaceae
Exons: 2
Source: RefSeq, a predicted model, not a curated record
ACCGCUGCGCGAGAACCUGCGACACAAAGUUGGCUCGGUCGGCGAUCGCGUGGAGGGUUCCUUUCCAUACUCCCGUUCUCUUACACCCAAUUCGUGUUCUCAUCUUUUGCCGCAGGCCAGACAUUGUCAUCGCCCCUCCGACUCGCAUCGCAUCGCACUCAUGUCGGAAGCCGCCGUUGUCGAUCCGGACGCCAAGACUUCGCCGCCGCCAGGCGCGGCCCCCACGGGAGGCCGGGGAUUCCGUCGCCGCGGAGGCGGGGGAGGAACCGCACCCGGCGACAAGACCUGUUACAACUGUGGCAAGGCUGGACACAUUUCGCGUGAGUGUCCCAACCCCCGUUUGGAAGGGGAAGAACGUGCCGUCAUCAACAAGUCGCGAUCGCAGUACCGCCGUUGCUUCAACUGCGGUAAAAUGGGACACAUCUCGGCGGAGUGCACCAAGCCCGCCGGGAACAAAGCCUGUUACAACUGUGGAGGGGACGGACACAUUUCACGUGAUUGCCCCACCCCGCGAGUGACUCCGGAAACUUCGUAAAACGGGAUCCAGUCCAGUAAACCCACCACCCACACGCCAUUGUUGUUUUUCGUCUCCCCACCCAACAUCACCAUCCUUCCUGUUAUUCCACACGCGCACUAUCAUUGUGUGUUUCACCGUCGUGACUUUCUUGUCGUUUUACUGUUUGCAUGGCCUCGUUUCCGAGGCAGCUCAACAAUUCAUUCGAAAAUAACAACUACCAACCAUAUCUAGUUUAAACAAAUCAUUACAACAGG